GAAGCAGAAGCCAGUGAAGGAGAAGAAGCAAAAGGUGGAGAAGGAAAAGGAGAAAGCAGUAAAGGAGGAGAAGCAGAAAGCAGUGAAGGGGGAGAAACAAAAAGCAGUAAAGGAGGAGAAGCAGAAAGCAAUAAAGGAGGGGAAUCAGAAAGCAGUGAAGGAGGAAAAACAGAAAGCAGUGAAGGAGGAGAAACAGAAAGUAGUGAAGGAGGAGAAACAGAAAGCAGUGAAGGAGGAGAAACAGAAAGCAGUGAAGGAGGGAAGCAGAAAGCAGUGAAGGAGGAGAAACAGAAAGCAGUGAAGGAGGAGAAACAGAAAGCAGUGAAGGAGGAGAAACAGAAAGCAGUGAAGGAGGGGAAGCAGAAAGCAGUGAAGGAGGAGAAGCAAAAGGUGGAUAAGGAAAAGGAGAAAGCAGUAAAGGAGGAGAAUCUGAAAGCAGUGAAGGAGGAGAAACAGAAAUCAACGAAGAACGAGAAGCAGAAAACAGUGAAGGAGGAGAAGCAGAAAGCAGUAAAGGAGGAGAAACAGAAAGCAGUUAAGGAGGAGAAACAGAAAUCAACGAAGAACGAGAAGCAGAAAGCAGUGAAUGAAGAGAAGCAGAAAACAGUGAAGGAAGAGAAGCAGAAAGUGGUCAAUGGUGAGAAGGUGGAAGAACAGGGGGAGCAGGAAAAACCUACCACAGUAAGGAAAAGGAAAAAACGGAAGGUCACCAUUGCACCUGAGGCCAUAACCUUCGAAUCUACAGAGACGGCAAUGUCUGUGACUCCUCGUCCACGUCUCCGGGAGAGGUCUGCAUCUGAGGAAAGUAGAAGCGAGCUGUGGUCUUCAACCUUUCCUGGAGACACAUUGCCCUGGAAUCUGGCCAAACACCAGCGUGUCAAACGUUCUAAAUCAGCAUCCGGAGAUGUUCUGGACCCAGCUGAGAGGGCAGUCAUCCGCAUCGCAGGUAAGCUGAUGUUUGUGCUCUACUUUUUGGGUGUGGGAGGUUUUAUGGUCUCCAGAGCAGAGUAAGUAUGAUUUAUGGCAGCUGACCUCUUCAACUUGCCCUGACACUAAAUACUUCAGAGCAGGAAGAAGCUUUCACAAGCUCACAAGUCCCAAAGCCUUAACCACUAAGCCACCACUGGUCCUUUUGAUGCUCUGCUCUUCUGGUAUCCCAAAGGAACAGAACACUCACUUUUAGAGGUGCUAAAUAUGCCCACAUUCUUUUAGUUAAUGAUGGAUUAUAAGUGGCUUUUACACCAAGGAACAGCUCAAACUGGAACAGGGUUGGGUCUUCUACAGUAGAUCAAAUGAAGGGAAACCUCAGUGUUACUGCAUCCAAUUUACAUAUGGCUGGAAAAGGCAUGUAGUGUAUUUGGGUGGUUUCAGGGUGGAGGUGUCCUUUAAAAAAAGUAUGACAGUAAUCAUACUCGGCUAAUAGUGACUUCUGACUUCAAACGCAUGGCCCGUUCACAAACAGGCCUUUGUAAUGCAAAAAUGUACAAUAGAUAAAAAAAAAAACAGACCCUUUUUUCCCAUUCUGUCUCCAGGAAGAUGCAGGUUUUCCACUGCUAUG
Messenger RNA from Silurus meridionalis, 1558 nucleotides. Its product is annotated as vicilin-like seed storage protein At2g18540. The record is from RefSeq and is a predicted model, not a curated record. The transcript has 3 exons. Lineage: Eukaryota; Metazoa; Chordata; Actinopteri; Siluriformes; Siluridae. The annotation marks the transcript as partial.